AUGUCUUCAGUUCCGUAUCUGAGAGAGUUUGUCAACGAGCAACUAACUGCUGCUGCUGAAGAAAUAUUCGGAGUCUUAGAAAAAUCUAUCGUCGAGUACGAGGAAGAGAUCGAUCGGCAGCGCAGAAUGCUGGAUAUCGUUUGGCAACCAGAAAUAAAGCUACACAGGACAGAGCUCCCACAGCAACAUGUCUGUAAGGAGGAGGAGGUUCUCACUGACCAGCAGCUCUGUGACCAGGAAAGGAACUCCAGUCAGGACCAGGAGGACCCAGAGCCUCCACAGAUUAAAGAGGAAGAGGAGGAACUCUGCACCAGUCAGGAGGGAGAGCGGCUUGUACUGAAGCAGGAGACUGAUACCUUGAUGUUGACUCCUACUAAUGAGGGAUAUGACCACAGUGAACCAGAACCAAACAGUGACCAACAGCUCCUCUCUCACUACUCUCAAGGUAACACUGAGACAGGUAAAAAGUCUUUAAAAUGUGACACCUGUGGAAGAGAUUUUAAGUACAAAUACCUUCUGACUGAACAUCUUAGAAAACACACAGGUGAGAAGCCGUACCCUUGCAAGACCUGUGGGAAAAGAUUUUGCAGAGAGUCAGCGUUGAAAGAACAUGCAAGGAUCCACACUGGUGAAAAACCAUAUUCUUGUAAGAUUUGUGGGAAAGCUUUUAGAAAAAGUAAUACAUUGACAGAUCACAUGAGAACUCAUACAGGUGAAAAACCAUAUUCUUGUGAGAUUUGUGGGAAAGCUUUUAGAAUAAGUCGAUCCUUGACAGAUCACAUGAGAACUCAUACAGGUGAUAAGCCGUACCUUUGCAAGACCUGUGGAAAAAGAUUUCAUGUACCGAAAUUAUUGAAAGACCAUAUGAUGAUCCACACAGGUGAAAAACCAUAUCCUUGUGAGAUUUGUGGGAAAGCUUUUAGACAAAGAUGUGCUUUGAAAGUCCACAUGAGAACUCAUACAGGUGAGAAGCCGUACUCCUGUAACACCUGUGCGAAAAGAUUCAAACAGAUUUCAGCAUUAAAUUGUCAUUUGAGAACCCACACAGGUGAGAAGCCGUACACCUGCAACACCUGAGAGAAAAGUCAGUCAGAGAAUAUACUUGUGAAGGCACCUAAGAAUUCAUAUAGAUUAGAAGUAACAUACUUGAAAUAUACAAUCACAUACAAACUUAUAUUUACUUUUACUACGACAUGUGGGAGAGUGUUCAGACUUGGCGGUGCAUUGACAGUCCACAUGAGAAGAAUUUAAAUUGGAGAGAAACCACAUCACUGAAACACCGGCAGGAAAAGAUGAAAAGUGAAGAGCCUCAUAAUUGCAGCUCUUGUGGGAAAAGUUUUUUCUCAAAUCACACAGUUGAAAAAAUCACCUGAGAAUCAGUUUACUGGAGAGUUUAUUUGAGAGGGUUCAGCAACUGAAUGAAAUACACUUUUGCAACAGAUACUUCUCUGUAAUUGAAUGUAGAACAUUUCCCACAGAGGUCACAGCAUCUCAGUUGCAUGUUGUACAUGAGCAACAAUGUUAUCAAGUUUUGUUGAGUUCAUUUUUGCUCAUUUUUCCUUCAUGUAUUACUCAUAUUUCUUUUUGCAGCUGCAUUUCUUUGAAAAAAUCUGUUUCACAUUGAGUGCAUAGUUGCUACAAAUUUAAUUGAUUGUCCUCUUAAGUUGGUAUAAUUUUUUUUUACCAUUUUGUACAUGUGGACUUUGAACUCUGUCAUGUUGAAGCUAAGAACCCCUGUUUGUAUUUUGUGAAUGAAUGAAUUUGACAUAUCUGAUAUACUAGUUUGAUGCUUUAGCGAGGAAACACAAACGUGCUGUAGAAAAUGAAUGUAUUGUAAAUAAACUGAGUUACCUUUGUCUAAGGAUUUUGAUGCUAAGAAUAUUCCCUGGUGCUGAACCUUGACACAAUCCUGUCUCUGGGCUCAUCAGGAAGUUCCUUCCUCCUCAUGGCUCUUUAUUAUUAAUUGUCAGCUGUGAGACAAUCUAAGGACAUAUAUGUUCAAUGUGAAAAAACCUGAAAUGACUCAAAAUGUUCCAAAUGCACUGUAUGGAUGUGAUUACAAUUAGAGAAUCAAUGGAGUGAUGAGA
Messenger RNA from Seriola dumerili (greater amberjack), 2087 nucleotides. Its product is annotated as zinc finger protein 525-like. Gene Ontology annotation, biological process: central nervous system development; regulation of transcription by RNA polymerase II. Gene Ontology annotation, cellular component: nucleus. The record is from RefSeq and is a predicted model, not a curated record. Lineage: Eukaryota; Metazoa; Chordata; Actinopteri; Carangiformes; Carangidae. Bases 1 to 1077 code for a protein of 358 amino acids. Gene Ontology annotation, molecular function: RNA polymerase II cis-regulatory region sequence-specific DNA binding; DNA-binding transcription factor activity, RNA polymerase II-specific. The transcript has 3 exons.